CGGAGUCCGUGGACGAAAUGGCGGCGUCUGAGGAGCACAAUUCUCCGACUGAAGCGCCCCAGCCAGCGGUGGAGGACGAGGAAACGAAAACUUUUAAAGACCUGGGUGUGACAGAUGUGUUGUGUGAAGCCUGUGACCAGUUGGGAUGGACGAAGCCCACCAAGAUCCAGAUUGAAGCUAUUCCUUUGGCUUUACAAGGUCGUGAUAUCAUUGGGCUGGCAGAAACGGGCUCUGGAAAAACGGGGGCUUUUGCUUUGCCCAUUCUGAACGCCUUGCUAGAGACGCCCCAGCGUUUGUUUGCCCUAGUUCUCACCCCCACUCGGGAGUUGGCCUUUCAGAUCUCAGAGCAGUUUGAAGCUCUGGGGUCCUCUAUUGGAGUACAAAGUGGUAAGUGUCUGAGAGGAAAGGCGUCUUAGAGAACGGAGGAACAUAUUGUUAGGAUAAGGUCGUGGAGCUAAAGAACUGAUCUGGUUUUUUAGCUUUGGGGGUAGUCUUAAUUCUAAGGGAAGAGUGAAUUUAAGCAGAGAUCUAGCAUUGGUUUUAAAAGAUGUUCAGUGGUCUAGGGGAAGAAAGGAUCUCUUUUUUAUGUUGUUUUUAUUCCUGUAGCCGUGAUUGUAGGUGGAAUUGAUUCAAUGUCCCAAUCUCUGGCCCUGGCGAAAAAACCACAUAUAGUGAUAGGUGAGUAAUUGACAAGGGUAAAACAUGCUGGCAGUGAUGAAUUGGAGAAAAUCUAUCAAUGCUGG
Trichechus manatus latirostris (Florida manatee) is the source of this 743-nucleotide messenger RNA. RefSeq names its product DEAD-box helicase 47 (gene DDX47). The transcript has 3 exons. The coding region runs from base 18 to 416 and encodes 132 amino acids. Lineage: Eukaryota; Metazoa; Chordata; Mammalia; Sirenia; Trichechidae. The record is from RefSeq and is a predicted model, not a curated record. Gene Ontology annotation, molecular function: ATP binding; nucleic acid binding; RNA helicase activity.